UAAUCGGGGAUUAAUAUUUAUUAAUGAACGAUGAAUCAGGAUUCAUUCCUCGCUUGGUUUCUCGCGUGUUAAAAAAAUUUGACGGGGUUCUAAUUCAUCGUGAAAAUUUAAUUUGGAACUUGAACAUCGCUGUCGGUGACUCGUCGCUGUCGUCCUUUCUCCUCACCCUCCCACCGUUUCGGCUGGUCGUACGGCCCUGGGCGCUCUCGUGAGAGGUGGGGAACCCGUCAUCUCCGAUUCCGACGUAGCGUGGUUUGUCCGACGGCAAGGUGUUCGCAUCAACGGGCCGUGUGUUCUGUCGCAGUUUCGGCAAUUCGGCGUACUGGGCGCGCAAAGAAAAAGGUGAUCCGAACAUCCAACGAGAGCUAUCAAUCGAGAAGGGCACCUUGUUCACCCUUCGAAUCAUCGACGUCGUCGUGUGUGACGAAGGGCGCACGCCGACGUCCCUCUCUUUCUUUCUCCCUCUCUGUCUGUCUCCUUUCGUGUAAUAUACCUGUCCCCGUCUCCGCCGGAAGAUGUUGGGCCUGAUUUGCCGUCAGACAUUGUUGACGAAUACCCAAAAAGUCAGCACCAGAUGCUUGGGAUCGAUAGUUCCGGUGUCGCAUCCGCCAGAUUUUCCGCUGGAGAAUGAGCCGAUUCUUAGUUACAAGAAGGGCAGUCCAGAAAGAGCGGAGCUGGAGAAAGUCUUGGAUAAGAUGAGCAACGAAUGCGAGGAAGUGCCAUUAGUCAUCGGAGACGAGGAGAUUAAGACCGAUUUAUGCAAACAUCAAGUCAUGCCGCAUAAUCACAAGGAAGUAGUCGCUAAGUAUUACUGGGCGACGCCGGAGCUCGUGAAGAAGGCGAUCAACGUCGCGGUGAAGGCGCAGCGAGAAUGGGAGAAAUGGCCAAUCGAGAAGCGGUUAGAGAUGUGGUUGAGGAUAGCAGAUUUGAUGGCGACCAAGUACAGGCAACAUCUUAACGCUUCCACCAUGAUCGGUCAGAGUAAAACCGUGAUCCAAGCAGAGAUCGACAGCGCGGCGGAGCUGAUCGACUUUUUCAAAAUGCAUGCGUAUUUCGUAAAGGAGAGCCUCAAGUACCAGCCAAUUUCACCAACUCAGCAGAUCCUCAACUCGAUGAGGUAUCGCGGUAUGGACGGUUUCGUAGCGGCUGUGUCGCCCUUCAACUUCACCGCAAUUGGCGGUAAUCUCAGCUAUACGCCGGCACUGAUGGGUAACGCCGUACUCUGGAAGCCAUCCGACACCGCGUUAUUAUCCAACUGGUGGAUCUUUAAGAUAUGCAGAGAGGCCGGGGUGCCGCCCGGCGUGGUGAAUUUUGUUCCUUGCGAAGGACCUGUGUUCGGCGAUACCAUCACGUCCUCGCCUCAUCUCUCCGGACUCAACUUCACUGGCUCGGUGCCGACAUUUAAUCGUCUAUGGGCCCAGAUUGGUCAAAAUCUUUCCAAAUACAGGAACUACCCGAAAUUAGUCGGUGAGUGUGGCGGCAAGAAUUAUCACUUUAUCCACUCGAGUGCUGAUGUGGAAUCGGUUGUUUACGCGACGAUAAGAAGCGCAUUCGAAUUCAAUGGACAGAAGUGUUCCGCUUGCAGUAGAAUGUAUGUACCAGAAUCUCUAUGGGGCAAGAUAAAAGAUGGCCUCUUAGCUCUUCGUCAGGAACUCACAAUCGGUGAUAUUCGAGACUUCACUGUAUUCACUGGCGCUGUUAUAGACGCCGUAGCGUUCAAACGAAUUUCCGGUUACAUCGAGUACGCGAAGAAAUCGCCCAAUUUGAAAAUUCUUGGCGGUGGAGGCUGCGAUGAUUCGUGCGGAUAUUUUAUCGAACCGACAAUAGUACAAUCCAAAGAUCCGAAAGAAAAACUCAUGACAGAGGAAAUAUUCGGUCCAGUGUUAACGAUAUACGUUUACAAAGAUUCCGAACUGAACGAGACGGUAAAACUGGUAGAAACAUCUACACCUUACGCCUUAACAGGCGCGAUAUUCGCACAAGAUGAAAAAUGGGCGAAGCAGGCACUUGAAGAUUUUAAAUAUACUGCCGGUAAUUUUUAUGUCAACGACAAAUCGACCGGUUCAGUGGUCGGUCAACAACCAUUCGGUGGCAGUCGAAUGUCCGGUACAAAUGACAAAGCCGGCGGUCCUCACUAUGCUCUUCGCUGGGCGUCCCCGCAGUCUAUUAAGGAGACCUUCGAGCCCAUACGAGAAUACGACUAUCCAUACAUGAGAUGCAUGGCGGACAAUGCUCCAGCCGCCCGUGGUGGUUUUCGUGGAGGUUUUGGCUCUCGUGGAGGUGACCGUGGAGGUCUAAGAGGCCGAGGUCGUGGUAGAGGCAGAGGACGUGGCCGUGGACGUGGAAAGGAAGACAGCAAAGAAUGGGUCCCUGUUACCAAGCUGGGUCGCUUGGUCAGAGAUGGCAAGAUCCAAUCUCUAGAGCAUAUUUACCUGUUUUCUUUACCCAUCAAGGAGUUUGAAAUCAUUGACAAAUUCCUUGGACCAGAUUUAAAAGAUGAGGUCUUGAAGAUCAUGCCAGUACAGAAACAGACGAGAGCAGGUCAACGCACACGUUUUAAGGCUUUUGUCGCCAUUGGGGACAGUAAUGGACAUAUCGGACUGGGAGUAAAAUGCUCCAAGGAGGUAGCCACUGCCAUUCGAGGUGCUAUCGUUUUGGCAAAACUCUCCGUUGUACCGGUUCGACGUGGUUACUGGGGCAACAAGAUCGGUAAGCCGCACACGGUGCCGUGCAAGGUGACCGGGAAAUGCGGUUCCGUACAAGUGCGCCUGAUACCAGCGCCUAGGGGUACCGGCAUCGUAUCUGCUCCAGUUCCCAAGAAGUUGCUUCAGAUGGCUGGUAUCGAAGACUGCUACACCUCGGCCAGGGGUUCCACCUGUACACUCGGCAACUUCGCCAAGGCUACGUACGCUGCAAUUGCUAAAACCUAUGCUUAUUUGACGCCCGACUUAUGGAAGGAACAAGCUCUUGCAAAGGCGCCGUACCAGGAAUUUGCCGAGUAUUUGUCUAAAACUCACAAAGGAGGCGCGAGGGCAGCUGAAGACUCCGAUUUCACACAGCGCUUAUCGCGCUCGCUUAUCGUCAUCGACCGCUGCUUCCGACAGCCACACGCCAGGAUGUUCAAGAAAUUCAAGGACAAGCUCGCGGAGGAGAUGAAGCAGUCACCUGCGAGGCUACAGGCGAGUGUGCAACAACUGGCGCAGGCAGUGGUAUCGCCGGCCUUGUCCAACAGCUCUAUUCAGGAAGUGUCGAAUGACAAUUUCAGUCUGACGGAGGAUGGAGACGAAACGCCAAAGAACACUCCAGUGAAGCACAGUUUCCAAAAUGUUGACCUGAUGUCGCCGUCUCCGAAUCGCAUGGAGAUCUCGAGAAGAUCUUCAAUGAGUAGUAUCACCAGUGACGCAUCCUCGUUAUUUCCAAUGUACGAGAGUCCUCCGAAUCUUUAUCAUUUACAGUCGGACAUGGAUCAGUCGGCUAGCGAAAUGGACGACAAUAUUAGUCCUCAUCUUGAUAGAGUUACGAAGGAUCAGUUAUAUUCCGCUUACAAAAAGGUGCAAACCAAAUAUCACAAGUAUCGCGGUAGAUAUACGGAUCUAGCUACACACUAUCGCGAAUUGGACAGAGUGAAAUCCAGGUUGGAAUCUGUAUUGGUUGAAACACAAGACAAGGUUCUAAGAAGAAUAACCGACCUAAAGGAGCAAUGUCAAUUAGAGCAACAAGCGAAAGCACAUUUAGAGGAUGUACUGAGGAAUGAUAUAGAAGAGAAAGAUCACAUCAUAAAUACAUUGAAUACAAAGAUAAAAUUGUUACAAUCAAGCGGACCAAUUUUAGACAAUUCGGUGUUGGAAGAGGCUCAACCAAAAGAGAGUUCUAAAGAAAACCUAAUCGAUUUGGCAAAUGAAUCGUCUAAUGACGAGACUAACGCGCUGUCGGUAGAAAAUACUCAGUUAAAGGAUAAAUUAAAAAAGCUGGAAAGUCUCGUUUUGAAGUACAAAGAAUCCUUAAAGCGUAAUAAGGAGAAAUUUUUGGAUGUGAUGAAGGAGAAGAAUACUUUGGAGAACGAUCACGAGGCGCUAAAGAAUUCCACUGCCGAGAGAAUCAGCGUCACGGAGAGUGAACUGAGUGCGGCGCGUAUCCAGAUUGAAAAACUGACUGAGCAAAUAGAUACUUUGCACAAACGCGAGGAAGAAUCGGCGAUUUCAUUAGCUGAGAAUAAACUUUCCGUACACAGAGAACUCGAGGAGAAAGAGGAACAAAUCAAGCAGCUGCGAAUCGACCUGAAAUAUGUGACGGAAGAUAAAGAAAAUUUAAACGAGGCAGUAGCGAAAUAUAAGGCCGAUUUGAGUGAAUUGAAAUCCUUGCACACUGAUUUGGAUAAAAAUGCGAUAGCAUCGAAAGAGAAAAUUGAAGUAAUAAAAUCUAUGCAACAAAUGGGAAUAAAACAUCACGAGGAAGUCGAUCAUAGUGAAAAGAUUAAAACAGAAGACGAGAAUAAACUAGACGAAGUAACGGUUCGUUUAAAGGAAAAAGAAAUCGAGUUACAAGAACUACAGGAUAAAUUGGACGAAAUGGAGAAACAAAAUAUAGAAUAUAAAUAUGAUAGGGAAUCUAUACAAAGUGAACUGCUUGCUUGGAAGACCACAUAUUCGGACCUGAGGGAGGAGUAUCAAGCACACAGGAUUAUUGCGGAAGAAAGACAAAAAGAUGCUGACUCGACAAUUGAGAAACUGCAAACGACAGUACAAAGCGUUGACAAAGAAUUGGAGAACAUGAAAAACGUAUUGAUCGAUAGGGAUCAGGUAUGCGAAAAUUAUAAUAAAAAGGUGCAACAAUACACGGGCAUGCUCGAAGAAGCUAAGAAUAAAUUAACCGAACAGAAAGCAGAAAUCAUAUCACUGAAUGAUAAAUUGGAAAAGUUUUCAGCGCUACAAGAAGAAUUGGAGAAUAAAAAAACCGAAUUAAGCGCGAUACAAAAUGAGUUCGAGCUUUGCAAAUCUACGAUCGAUGACUUUAAAAACAAGGUUCAGGCAGACAGUUCAGUUAUAAAUUUACUAAAAAAAGAGAGAAGCGAUUUUAUAAAUCGUCUUAUUUAUUAUAACGAUUGUAUACAUCGUUUAAAGCAGGAUUGUAUGGUUGUAAAAAAUGUCGUUGCAGAGGAAUUUUUAAAUCAAAAGACCAAAAUACUGGACAUGAGCGCGAUUCUUGCCACAUCUUUUACAAAACUCGAAGAAGAAAAUAUAACACUGAGGUCCGAAAUAGAUGAAUUGCGUUCGAAGAUAAAGGAUCAAGAACAGCUUAUACUCAAAGAGACAGACUUGCAAUCAGAAUUUGUGCAAAUUGUGAAUCACAAAUCUGUACUGGAAGCGGAAUUGAGGAAAAGUAACGAACGACUGAAAGAUAUGAUGCUGAAGAGUAACCAAUACGACGAACUUAAUACGACGAAUAACAAAUUAAUAGCCGAGAUCGAUAAUCUCAAUUUUAAAAUUCACGAUCUGGAAGCGGUAUCGCACAAAUUAAUGCAGUCACAACAAGAAGUUAAGAUUCUACGAGAACGGCUGAGGACAUUAGAGAACCUCGAAUCUGUAAAUCAUGCGUUGUCUGUCGAGAUUGACGAUUUAAGGGAAAAACAUGCGCAGGCCAGUCUUGCUUUUAAAAAGGUAGAUGAAUUGAACGCGAAGUUACAUGAGGCGACCGAAGUCAUUAAUUCGUUCAAAUCGGAAAACAGCAAUCAAGAUACGUUGCGAAAAGAGCUAUACGCCUCGAGAUUAGAAAUCGCUCGCUUGAAGGAAGAUCUGGCUGGAAAAGAAGAUGAAAUAAAAACUCGCGAUGAGAAACUAGCAAGCGAAGAGGAGCAUGUCGCCCAUUUAAAAUCCACAUGCGACAGUCAUAUACAGACAAUCGAGGAACACGUAAGGAAGUACCUAAACUUGGAAGCUGAGUAUCAAACGACGAGGGAGAAUCACGCGAAAGAAACUACUGAAUUAAUGGAGAAUAACAAGGUAUUGCAGGAAACGGUAAAUGUGAAACUCGUACAAUUGAAGAAGAUGAAAACUAUUAAAGAACGACAAAAUAAAACAAUUGAGGAGGUAAAAGCUGAGCUUGAUCAAUCAAAGACUCGGCAGGCAGAAUUAUCCAAAAUGUUGGAAACUUUCGAGAAACAGAUAGAGUCGCUGAAAUUAGAAAAUUCUCAACUUUUGGCGAUCACCUUGGAGAACAAAGAUCUGAAAGACCAACAAAACGAUCUCCUGAGUCGCAAUCAGAAGCUUUGCGAAAACGACAAGGCUCUGAAGCAGAAAAUCUCAGAUUACGAGAAGGAGAUUGAAGAAUUGCGGAAAACAGUGAAGGAUUACGUGGAAGCGUAUAAAUCUCAGCUCAAUAGUCAAAGCGAGAAGGCAGAACGUUUAAGCAACGAAUUAAGUAAUGUUAGCGCGCAAUUAGAACGUAAAGAUGCGGAAUUGAAUUCAUUAAAUGAGAGAUUAGUGAUGAGCGAAAAAGAAUCUCAAGAAAUCAAAGGAAAACUUGACGAGAGAGAUGUCGAGUUGAAGGACAAAAUUUCCGAGUUAGGUACAGCUAUGACAAACGGUAAUGUCAUGAAGGAAGAGAAUUCGCGGCUUUGCACAGAAUUAAGGACGCUAAGAGAUGAAGUUAAAAGAAUUAAAGACGUAGAAGAAAAGAAUAAAAAGCUGAAAUCAGAACUUAAUGAUUUAAUCCAAAAGAAUUCUGGUGCAGAAGCAAUACGUUCAGAGAACAACAUGUUGAUUGCCGAGCAAAAAACUUUUAAGAAAAAAAUUGCCGAGUUGGAAAGAGUAAAAUCUAGCAAUAUGCAGUUGCAAACUCAUGUAAAUAAUUUACAGUCUAAGAUAUCUAGUUUAGAGGCCCUGCGUAUGGAAAAUAGUAGACUGCAGUCGGAGAUUGAAGCUUUGCAGUCCGCGAAGAAUUCGUCGCCGGAAGUAGGCGCCUUAAAAGAUACAUUGACGGCGAAAGACGCGGAGAUAAAAUUAUUGGAAGAUAAAAUAUCCAAUAUGUCACAAGAGAUUGGGAAUUUAAAACGGUUUUCGCUUGAAAUCGAUGAAAGGAGGAAAGGUACAGACACACUGAGAAAUUCGCUCGCGUUAGCGGAAGAAAAGAUCACCGGUUUGCAGUCGGAAAUUAAUUCUCUCAUUCGGACAAACGAUGCGUUAAAGAAAGAAUUGGAAACUAUCCGUAACGACAAAGACGCGAAAGGCCAACUCAUCAGUGACACGUUGCGCGAGGAGAAUAAGAGAUUAGAGGCCCAGCUCGAUGAAGCGUUGAUUACAUUCCAAGCGAAAGAGACGCAGAUGCAACUUGCAAAUAAUGAAUUAAGAUCGCAAACUAAUCAACUGAGAGAACAGUUGAAAACCAGCGAGGAGGAACAAGGCAUGAGACUGAAGCAACUGGUGAAAGAGUUUCAAGCUCAGUUGCAUGAUAAAGAAGAAGAACUUCAAGCCGCAUUGGAGAAACGUUUCGAUCGCCAACACAACUACGAAUCGAAUCUUGUACAGCAAUACAAGGAACAAUUAAAAGAUUGUCAAAUAGAGUUGACAGAGAAGUCUGAACAACUCGAGAGCCUUGUUCUAGAGAAAAAAGAUGUGGUAGCAGAGAAGGGAAAGGAUAUUGAUCGCUUGGUAGAAACCAUCGCGCAGAUUAAAAAGGAACACACUGAUGAAUUAAAAGAAUUAGAGAAAAAGUGGAAGGCUAUAGUGCAGCAGAAAAUCGACAAUCUGCAAGUUAAACACGAGGAUGAAUUGAACGAACUAACAAAAGAGUGGCAGAACGAAAGAAAGCCUGAUGCACAAACUGAUGCAGCUUCCAAGGAAUUGGAAAGUACUUCUCGCGUGGCGAUGGCCGCGAUACACACGAGCACCGGUUCGAUUCACACCUUGCAACAGACUUUGACGUCUCAGAGGCGAGAACUCGCGGAACUCAGGAAAUUGGUCAGUUUGCGACAUGACACAUUAGAAGAUUCGACAGAAAUUGAGUACCUUAGAAAUAUUCUGUUCGAAUACAUGAUGGGAAGAGAGACGAUGGUGCUCGCCAGAGUAAUCGCCGCCGUCGUCAAGUUCGACCAAGAACAGACCGCGAAGAUACUUAAGAAGGAGGAGGAUAAACUAACUCUGUUUGGCUCGUUUGGUCUCUCGUAGUCCGAGAUGUACAAUUUUUCUAUAUAGAAGAAUUCUAUAGACAAUUGAUGCGUUUCUCUGCCCGAGUAUCAUAUGUUUCUAAAGGCCGCUCCCACGAGAGCUUUACCUUCGGUUAUAUAUAUACUUAUAUAUAAAAGAAGAAAAUAAGAAUUUGUACAAAUUAGCAACAAUAUGUAAU
Molecule: messenger RNA, 8340 nt
Organism: Acromyrmex echinatior (Panamanian leafcutter ant)
Lineage: Eukaryota; Metazoa; Arthropoda; Insecta; Hymenoptera; Formicidae
Biological process (GO): Golgi vesicle transport
Cellular component (GO): Golgi apparatus
Molecular function (GO): small GTPase binding
Source: RefSeq, a predicted model, not a curated record